ACAAAAUAUAAUAAAUAAUAGAAAUAUAAGAAUUAUACCUAAUAUACUAAAUUGUACCGACAUUUUGUAUUCUAAAUCAGUAAUUUCAUUUCAAAUUUAAAUAGUUUAAGUUUGUCUACUUAGAAAAUAUUGAAACCAUAAUGACUAUAAUUCAAUGUAAGGAGCAUCAGCUUUGGUCAGCAAAUCCGAUUAAAGCUAUGAAAGCAUUUUACGAUUGCCAAACACAUCAAGUAUGUUCCGAAAAAAAUAUCUUUGAAAAUGAUUUUAUAGAUGAUCGACAUUGGGCAACUAAUCUCAAUGACAUAAGAGAAGCAUUUUAUGAAUAUUCUGGUCAGGUAAAAAAAUCGAAAAGUGUAUUCUUACCAUUCAAAAAAUGUAUGCAAAAGUCAUUAGACAGAGAUUUAGAAAAAAUUAUCGAAAGAUUAAAAAAACGUGUGAAAACUUUUACUAGCGAUACUCAAUUGGAUCAACUGUUGGACUCGAUUUCGAAUGGAUCAUGUUACACUAAUAACAUGCAACCACUCAUCGAAUGUGACAACACAAUUGACGAAUCAUUAUUAAACAACCAGUGCAACAUUAUAAACGGAUUAGUAAACUGUCUUAAAAUGUACAUGGAUGAUGAUGAAAUUUUCAAGUUGUUGGAUGUCGAUUCGCCAGAUCAAGACAAAGCAACAAAUUACUUAGAAUAUAUUUACUCAUCUUUAAAAAAAAUGUUUGGAUUUAUUUCGUUCGGUUCAUAUCAAAAAACAGUCCAAGAUAAACCAAUUGAUUCUUGUACUUGUUCACAAACUGAUUCUAAUUCAAUAGGAGAUUGUCCGGUAAAUAAAUGUGAUAAGCGACCGAUCUGCGAGUCAAAAACUGAUUCAAGUCCAAAAGGAGAUUGUCCGGUAAAUAAAUGCGAAAAUCAACCGAUUUGCAAGUCACAAACUGAUUAUAAUUCUGAAGAUGUUCCGACGAUAAAUAAAUGCGAAAACCGACCAAUUGACCCGAUACAAACUGAUGUUAACAACUCAGGAGACAAUUUAACGGUAAAUAAACCCAAAAUCCAAUCGAUAUUUGAGAAUUCUCAGACUCAAAACGGUGACGUGAAUUGCUGUGAAGAAAUUAUCAAAUUAAAAAAUGAAUUAGCUAAAAUGGAAAUAAUUAAUGAUCAGUUGCUACGUGAAAAAAAAAUGAAAGAAAUUGCUGGAUGUCAACUUUUAUUAGGAAUACACAAAGCUAGACUAAAUAUUAAAAGAGAAAAUGCACUAGGUUAUUACCUAUAAGUUGUAUUGGCUAUAAACAUUUAUUAAUUAAUUUUUUAAAUGACACAGAAUUUUACACCUCAAUUAUCUAAAGUAUUAAUAUUGUCGCUUUAGUUUGUCGGUAAAGAUUGAAUAAAAUAAUAAACUAUCUAUUCUCA
This is a messenger RNA of Aphis gossypii (cotton aphid), 1402 nucleotides long. RefSeq lists its product as uncharacterized. The coding region runs from base 141 to 1265 and encodes 374 amino acids. Lineage: Eukaryota; Metazoa; Arthropoda; Insecta; Hemiptera; Aphididae. The transcript has 11 exons. The record is from RefSeq and is a predicted model, not a curated record.